GAUGGGUGGAUGGGUGGAUGGAUGGAUGGAUGGAGGCGAGGAGGAGCAACUCUUAUUGCGAGUCAAUAGCUUGGAUACAACACAACUGUCGGAACAGUUGGCAACUGAGGAAUAAGAGGGAAAAGGCAAGUGCGAUCCAGCAAUCUCUGCCUCGUCUCUUUCCGCCUUUCGCUCUGCGCCCACCAGCGGUCGCCGCCCCGUUCUCCUCCCCUGCUUUCAGCCCUCUCACUCCUCCUCUUAUAAAUUCUUCUUCCCCGCCUCAUUCCCAUGGCAUCCCAAACACAAAAAAAAUAAAUAUUUCAGGCCUUCAAUCCCCAAUAAGAAGUGUACAGGUCUCUCUGCUUUCCCUGUCUCCCCCAUCCCCGGCAGGCCUCAUCAUUCAUUAACAAUGAAGCUUCCACUACCUACUCUAUGAAACUUGGCCUCGCCCAGAAAAUAAAAAUAAACGGCCGCGGCCACUGGUGAAUUGAGACAAGGGAUAGAUAGAGACAAAGACAAACAGAAAAGAGAAAAGACAGAAAGUUCCUUUUAAAUUUCAAUCAUGGAGCACGGAACGAUCAUCACCUCCUCUAACCACGACCCGAGUUCGCCAUCCAGUCCCAUCGGGAAGCUCAUCCUCGUGGCUUCUAUCGCCGCCGGUGUCCAAUUCGGCUGGGCUCUGCAGCUCUCUCUGUUGACCCCCUAUGUACAGCUUCUUGGUGUUCCCCAUACCUGGUCCAGCUUCAUCUGGCUCUGCGGCCCGCUCUCCGGCUUGCUCGUCCAGCCCACCAUUGGGUAUUUCAGCGAUCGGUGCACCUCCCGGUACGGCCGCCGCCGCCCCUUCAUCAUCUCCGGGGCCAUCCUCGUGGCCUUCUCCGUCUUCCUCAUCGGUUUCGCGGCCGAUCUGGGGCGAGCGUUGGGCGACUCGCCGAAGAAGAAGACCAAGCCGAUGGCCGUCAUCUUUUUCGUGAUCGGAUUCUGGAUUCUGGACGUCGCCAACAACACCCUUCAAGGCCCGUGCCGGGCGUUCCUGGCCGAUCUAUCCGGCAACAGCCACGCCAAGAUGAGCGCUUCCAACGCCUUCUUCUCCUUCUUCAUGGCCGUUGGAAACGUCCUAGGCUACGCCGCCGGAUCCUACUCCCGGCUCUACAAAGUCUUCCCGUUCACGAAAACCGAAGCCUGCGACAUCUACUGCGCCAACCUGAAAACCUGCUUCAUCUUCUCCAUCGUUCUCCUCUCCGUCGUCGUGGCCUUGGCUUGCAGCGUAGUUCCAGAAACGCCAUACUCCAGGGAACAAAGCGAGGAAGAUAACGAUUCCACGCCCUUCUUCAGCCAGCUCCUGACGGCCCUGAAAGGCCUGUCCAAGCCCAUGUGGAUCCUCUUCAUGGUGACCGCCUUGAACUGGGUCGGCUGGUUCCCCUUCGUCUUGUUCGACACCGACUGGGUCGGCCGCGAAAUCUACGGCGGAACAACGGACGGUACAGCGGAGCAGAGGGUCCUGUACGACAAAGGUGUGAGCUACGGAACUCUGGGCCUCAUGAUCUACGCAGUGACGCUCGGGGUCACAUCCUUAGCCAUUGAGCCCAUGGCCAAACUUUUCGGCCAUGUCAAGCGAGUCUGGGGCUUUGGCAACGUGAUCUUGGCAGUGUGCUUGGCAUUGACGUUGCUGGUGAGCCACAAGGCCGCCGAUGCCCGGAAAGACGGCCUGAAACCACCGCCCUUCGGCGUCAAGUCUGGCACCCUAGCCAUCUUCGGAGUGUUGGGCUUCCCGCAAGCGGUGACUUUUAGCAUUCCGUUUGCGCUUGCUUCCAUAUACUCCAACACCUCGGGCGCCGGCCAAGGGCUCUCUCUGGGUCUUUUGAAUCUCGCCAUUGUGAUUCCACAGAUGUUCGUCUCCGUGAUAAUUGGACCGUUGGAUCACGCUUUCGGAGGUGGCAACUUGCCUGGCUUCGUACUGGGAGCCAUUGCGUCUGCGCUGAGCGGUGUCUGUGCAUUCAUACUACUGCCUUCAGCGGCGGGGCCACCGAAGAACUGAAGAUCCAAGAUUACUGAAGAUCCAAGAUUAUUAACUAACGGCACGUGAUAAAAAGAUUUUAAAAACAUUUUUUUUUUCUUUGUUUUUUCCGCUGUUCUUUUCGCGUGCUCUCUGCCGGAUGUACUAGCAAACUCAAUGCGUGCGUGCGGGCGUGCGUUCGUUGGUUUCUUUACAUUCAUCUCAGAAUAAAUGAAUCUUGUUCCCUCCUGUAGGAAUAAAUGAAUUUCAGUAAUAAAACCAUUUUCU
This is a messenger RNA of Diospyros lotus (date-plum), 2260 nucleotides long. Its product is annotated as sucrose transport protein SUC8-like. The record is from RefSeq and is a predicted model, not a curated record. The coding region runs from base 542 to 2014 and encodes 490 amino acids. NCBI's taxonomy places the organism in Eukaryota, Viridiplantae, Streptophyta, Magnoliopsida, Ericales, Ebenaceae. Gene Ontology annotation, biological process: sucrose transport. The transcript has 3 exons. Gene Ontology annotation, cellular component: vacuole; plasma membrane. Gene Ontology annotation, molecular function: sucrose:proton symporter activity.